Molecule: messenger RNA, 585 nt
Organism: Purpureocillium takamizusanense
Lineage: Eukaryota; Fungi; Ascomycota; Sordariomycetes; Hypocreales; Ophiocordycipitaceae
Product: Protein-L-isoaspartate(D-aspartate) O-methyltransferase
Exons: 1
Coding region: 1-585 (194 amino acids)
Biological process (GO): protein modification process
Cellular component (GO): cytoplasm
Molecular function (GO): protein-L-isoaspartate (D-aspartate) O-methyltransferase activity
Source: RefSeq, a predicted model, not a curated record
AUGGCCUGGCGCUGCAGCGGGGCGACCAACACGGCCCUCGUCGACAACCUCUGGCGGCACGGGCUCAUCUCCGACCCGGCCGUCAAGGAGGCCUUCCUAAGCGUCGACCGCGCCCACUACUCGCCCUCGCUGCCGUACGACGACUCGCCCCAGGCCAUCGGCCACGCCGCCACCAUCUCGGCGCCGCACAUGCACGCCUCGGCCGUCGAGCACGUCCUGCCCUACCUGCUGCCCAGCGCCGCGGUGCCGGCCCCGCGCGCCCUCGACGUCGGCUCCGGCUCCGGCUACCUGACCCACGUCCUGGCGGAGCUCGUCGGCGAGCGGGGCAUGGUGGUGGGCCUCGAGCACAUCGCGCCCCUGAGGGACCUCGGCGAGGCCAACAUGGGCAAGAGCGCGGAGGGGCGCGCCCUGCUGGACGCUGGGAGGGUGAGGUUCCGCGUCGGCGACGGGCGGAUGGGGCUGACGGAGGGGGCGAGGCCGGGCGAGGAGGAAGGGGGCACGGGCUGGGACGUGAUUCACGUCGGGGCCUCUGCCAAGGAGGUGCAUCCGCAGCUGCUGAGCCAACUCAAGGCACCCGGAUGGUGA